GAGUAUACUAAUAGCCGUCAUCCGAGCCCCACGCACGUGCGAAUGCUGGGAAGAGCGCAUUGGACGGGGCCAGUUUCGCGAUUAUCUUAGGAUGCAAGCUUAAUUAUAUACUCGUGAUAUAGGCCCCACUACUGUGUUGGAGUGCCUGAAGUGCCGUAGUGCGGGGCCUAUAUAACGAUUAUAGUAUUAUACUCGUGAAACAGGCCCCGCGAACGGACAUUCUGAGCCAUUCAACACAGCAGCGGGGCCUAUAUCACGAGUAUAUAUAGUGAGCUGAAGUUAGCAACCUAGAUACUGAGCAUCCCAAAUAUCUAGGUUUCUUUAGGCUCAAGUCCUGCAAUUUGUCAGAAGCUUAGCUCAUUUUUGCAGCCGCAGGCCGCAGGCAUGAGCGAUACCGAAAAAGUAUCAAACCCUACCGCCGAGGUUCCCGGGGGAUCACCUUUGAUUGCCGUAGCUGACUUUCCGAAGAUGUGGGACUGCUUAACACUCGAAAAUUAUGAUUUCCGCAAACGGGAACACCUGUCACACGAAGAGGUAGCAAAAGAACUGAAUGUCGAUGCUGAAAUUGCUAAGGAGUUAGCUGAUGUUUGCAGUGUUGAUACCCUACACUCUUCUGUGACUGGUGAGAAUAACAAGAAGUUGAAUUGCCAUGACACCAUUGAGAAAGGUAUACUUCCUGAAGCUGGAGCCCAGCUUCAAACACUCAGAUCAAGGGUGGCAGCUUUUGCUAAAUAUGGACGAAGCGGGCCUCCCUCGCAGAAAACAUAUAAUCAUUAUAAGUACAAAAACAAUUCUACCAGUAGCAUCACCAAACCAGUUGUCUUAAUGACAGUAACAAUGACUGUUAGCAACAAGGUUCCUAUACAUUCACGCAUGGUCAAGCACGAUAGAGAGUUGUUAGUCCAUGCUAAUACUCCUCUCUGUGCGCUGAAGGAUAAGCUCCUAUGCCCGAUGGACCUGGUCUACUUGUGUGGAGAAUGCAGUGAGAACCCGGACACUGCGGAUGAUACCCGUGCCCAUGAUCUCUAUAAAUCAUCCUUUAUCUUCAUAGAGGACACCUUCUACAGUGACAUGAGGGAUCCCAAGGCUAGAGACAUCACAGGACCAUUGCGUCGUUGGAUUACUCAAGGAAAGAGUGUGAUUGUUUCUGGUGAAAUGAAGCAAGCCAAGAUGGAAGAGACUACAUUCAACGAUCUAUCUAUCAGACUGGGCUAUCCUUAUCUUUAUGUUCAUCAGGGAGACUGUGAACAUAACAUCACAUUCACAGACAUAAGGUUUAUGGAUGAAAACGAUCAUCAGGACCUAGAUCAGUACCCACUCCUCUGCAAUCAGUCAGCUUUCUACAGGAACACCUGCAUUGGCUGCAAGACACUUACUGCCAAAUGGAUGACAAAGGAAGAUGCACUGGCGCCUGCCGAUCCAUGUUUCUUCUGUGAUGUCUGUUACUACAAGUUCCACUACGACACUAAAGGCAAUAAACUUGGAAACUUCAAAGCUUACCGCCACAUAGACCCCUCCAUCUUCAGAUAACACCGCACCCGAGAACAAGAACAAUGUCUUGAGAUAACUGAAUAUAAACUGGCAAAAAGAACUGAAGAUGCACAUCAAGAGAGUCCCAUUGGAAAUGUUGCUUUCUUGUCAUUUUAUUUUGGCCAUUUACUCUGCUCAUUGAACACCAGUCAUGCGGGGAAUAUAUUGGAUGUUUAUCUUUUCCUCAGGGGAGUGUUUUAUCAAUGUUAGCCAUCUGACAAGUUGUCCGAUCUAACAACUUUCCUUGAUUUUUUAUUUCCUGAGAGACACAAGUGCCUGAUGAAUUAUCGGUUGGAUUUACAUACAUCCGACAGCUCCCUUCAGGAAAUGCUCCCCCGAUUUGGACAAAUUGGAUCACAUAGGUCCUCAGGUAGAUGUGACCUAUGGAAUUAGGUGAUCAGAGUGGGCGCAUUGUGGUCCAGGGGUUCUAAUCUAUGUCUUUCAAAGGGUCAUAGGUUCAAAUCCAUGUCAUAGCAUGUUUUCCUACAGCAAGAAAUUCAUCAUUAUCAUGGUUAUUCAGUUUGCUUUUUACUCUCGUGUUUGGAUAGACUCCUAAAUGAUAAAUCAUGAUGAAAUAAUGUCCAGUAAUCUACAUGUAUAAUUGCCAGUGUCCCUUGUGGUAAAGAUUAAAAGUUUAUUUAGACAAUUGUAAUUCAAUUUUCCCCUUAAAGGUCAGAUAAUAAAUGGAAUCUUGCAUGCAUGUAUUUUACCAUACUUUUAUUUCAUCUGACAAUGAAUUUAAAUUUGAUGGUGAAUAAUCUUCAGAUUCACCAUAGCUGGAUACAGGCUUUUCAUCACAAUCAUGAUCACUUACGUGUGUUAGCAAAAGAUGAAAUCACAAAAGGUUUGAUGCAUGUAUUGACGACUUUUAUAUCAUGUACUGUACAGAAGUUUUUUCUAUGUAUGUAUAUAUUAUUAAAAUGUAUUUAAUUCCAA
Molecule: messenger RNA, 2466 nt
Organism: Lytechinus pictus (painted urchin)
Lineage: Eukaryota; Metazoa; Echinodermata; Echinoidea; Temnopleuroida; Toxopneustidae
Product: snRNA-activating protein complex subunit 3-like
Exons: 9
Coding region: 385-1530 (381 amino acids)
Biological process (GO): snRNA transcription by RNA polymerase III; snRNA transcription by RNA polymerase II
Cellular component (GO): snRNA-activating protein complex
Molecular function (GO): bent DNA binding; RNA polymerase II cis-regulatory region sequence-specific DNA binding; core promoter sequence-specific DNA binding
Source: RefSeq, a predicted model, not a curated record